AAAGAGCAUAUCGUAAGUUUUUCGGAUCCAAAAUUACUAAAACCUCGAAAUGCUAAUCUUUGGUUUUUGUGUUUGCAGAUGUUGUUUAAACUUAUAUUGAUUCUUUCAGAUACUUGAAGCCGAACACCAAGUCAAUACCAUUCCUAGAGACCCGCUCGGAAGUAGAGCCUGGAGAAGUAUAAGAUAUCGGGGGUCGAGAGACGAGAAUAAGAACUGGGAAGGUUGCGCGAGUGUUGUUCUGUGUAAGAAGCACUUUUGCUGAGAGAGACAUCUCAUUCGGCGAGCCAUAGAACCUCGAAGGUAUAUAGGCAUACGUGCAAGAGACUCAGUGAUCGACUCGCGAGUCUAGAGAAAUAAUGGGCAUAUACGAGAAGAAUCCCCUCUGGAAUGAUGUGAUACCAAUAGCACAAGAUGAUGGAGAGGGUGCUUUAGCACAAAUCGCAUACACAGAUGAAUACGCAGAGGGUGAGAUUAAAUACCCCUCAUCUUCAUUUCGGAAGACUAACAUUUUCCCAGCAAUGGGAUAUCUUCGCGCCGUAAUGGCAAGCAAAGAAUACUCACCCCGCGUCCUCGAACUCACUGAACACAUCAUAACACUCAACGCAGCCCACUAUACCGUCUGGCUAUAUCGCGCCAACACUCUCUUCGCACUUUCCUCCUCUGUUCCUGAAGAACUUGCCUUUGUAAAUGAAAUUGCCCUGGAAAACCAGAAGAAUUAUCAGAUAUGGCAUCAUCGACAACUCCUCAUCGAUUAUCUUUACCCCUCAAUUUCAUCCUCACCUGAGUCAAUCAAAGCGCUCGCAGAUUCCGAACGAAGUUUUUUGACACAAAUGUUCGAUGAAGAUGCGAAGAACUACCAUGUUUGGAGUUAUAGACAAUAUUUGGUUGUGAAAUUGGAUAUGUUUAACGAGGCAGAAUUGAAGAGUAUAGAGGAAUUAAUAAGGAAAGAUGUGCGGAAUAAUAGCGCAUGGUCAUAUCGAUUUUUUCUCGUCUUUUCGGAUCCUAAAUACUCGACAAAAGGAAUGCGGGCAAAUGAGUUUGAUGAGAAGAUUCCGAAAGUGAUAGUAGAUAGGGAAAUCGACUACGCGAAAGCAGCCACAUAUAAGGCGCCACAGAAUCAGAGUUCGUGGAAUUAUCUUAAAGGUGUUGUGAGGAAAGGGGGAGUGAAGAUGGAGAGUUUAGAAGAGUUUGCAGGGGAGUUUGUUAAGCUUGGGGAUGAGCAUGGAAAGGGUGAGGACGUAAGGAGUAGUCAUGCAUUGGACUUUUUGGCGGAUAUCUGGGCAGAGAAAGGGGCUUGGGAGAAAGCUGAUAAAGCGCUUCAGUUACUGGGGGAUAAGUAUGACAAGAUUCGAAAAAAUUAUUGGGAUUGGAGGAGGGUGUCGUUGAAGGAGAUGAAGGGUUAGUUAGGAGCGAGUGUUGAAUAGGUAUGAGAUGAUAUAAAAUGACUAGUUGGUUGUUGUAGCGUAGCGUUGACCUGAAGAUCGUGCAUCUAUCUACCUAGGUAUCUAUCUAGGUAUCUAUCUAUUCCCUUGUUGUAAUUGCUUGGGAUGGGAUGACCUUAUACGAAGGCGAGGAGGUAUGGGGGUGCUUUAAUGAAAUGAAAGUAAAUUGCACAGAGCCACACGGUCAC
Messenger RNA from Sclerotinia trifoliorum, 1630 nucleotides. The record is from the annotation of a GenBank genome assembly. Lineage: Eukaryota; Fungi; Ascomycota; Leotiomycetes; Helotiales; Sclerotiniaceae.